Molecule: messenger RNA, 2366 nt
Organism: Culex quinquefasciatus (southern house mosquito)
Lineage: Eukaryota; Metazoa; Arthropoda; Insecta; Diptera; Culicidae
Gene: ida
Product: anaphase-promoting complex subunit 5
Exons: 2
Coding region: 123-2342 (739 amino acids)
Biological process (GO): positive regulation of mitotic metaphase/anaphase transition; protein K11-linked ubiquitination; anaphase-promoting complex-dependent catabolic process
Cellular component (GO): anaphase-promoting complex
Source: RefSeq, a predicted model, not a curated record
ACUGCGCCGCGAUCAAAACACAAACCGUCGCAAAGGCCAUAACAAAAACAACUUUCUCGGAGCCGGCAUCCGGGCUUUUUUCACUCGUGAAUUUCCAUCGAUUUUCCCUCGGGGUGGCAACGAUGAGCGCGAAAAAGGAACCGGAAUCAUUUGGCUUCUGGCUGCCGAACCAGUGCACGGCCAAGACGAUGGACCAGCUGACGCCGCACAAGCUGGCCGUGGUCUUUCUGAUUCAGGAGUAUUUGUCGCUGAAAAAGUUGGCGGAGGAGAAUCCGGCGGUGGAGUUUACGGCUCGGGAUAGGAGGAAGUUUUGUAUGCUGCUGUUGAAGCUGAUUCAGUACCCGGACAUGGCGUAUAAGGAUUUGUACGGGUUGCUGACGUCGCCGGUUUACGGGAUUCAUCGGGCUCAUUUGGAGGAGUUUGAGAAGUUGAUGAAGCUGCUGAAGACGGUGGGCGUGGAGGUGCUGUUUGAUUUGUACAACGUGAUUGAUAAGCUGAUUACGGAUAAUGCGAGCAGCUAUCAGAUUGGAAUCGUGGGGUUGUACUUUCGGCGGGUUUACGUCACGCUGGAUAAGAUGAGCUUUCCGGAGUUUAUGGCGCUGUAUAGGAAUUCUGUGUCGUAUUAUGAGAAAGGGGCGAGGGCGGUGCAGAUUUCGGCGAGUGCGUUUUCGAACAGCGAUUGUUUUAUGAAGCCGGAGACGCAGCCGGUUUAUAAGGAUCGGAACGCUACUAGUAAGUGGUCCACCAAGCAGUCGGAGCUGUUUGUGGCGCAGCAGAGUGCGUUGCUGCAGAAUAAUGAGAUUGGGGCGUUGUCGCCGAAGGAGAUGCAGGCUCGGUUGAACGAGAUUAUCCACGAUCAUCCGCUGUACUCGCAGGCUUACUUUUUGAGUUAUUUGAACAGCGUAAGGGUGAGGGAUUUCUUCAACGCGACGGAUGCGCUUCAUCGCUCGUUUGAUCGGAGUACGCUGCACUCGAUGACGAUGGUUCAGGACAACAAGGAGUACCAGUAUUCGGCGCUGAACUUGGCGAUUCUUCAUGCUCAGUUUAACCACAACGAGGAAGCUUUGGCGAGCAUUAAGGAGUGUAUAAUGUUGGCGCAGGAAAACAGUGACAAGAUCUGUCUGCAGUUGGCCCACGCCUGGCUGUGCCUGCUCGACUCGAGCAAGUCGCAGUUUUCCGAGAAGAACAUCGCCAACAAGGAGCUGAUGACCCUGGUUCACUCCAUCUCCUUGGGAAUUCAAUCGCUGGUCAAGUCGUCCGCUUCUACCGGCUACACUCCGGCCAAGUUGUUUGAGGUUCUGCUCAAAUCGGACAUUCUCAACUGCCAGACGUCGAUGAUGGACUUGAUCGCGAACGGUAUCGCCGAACGAGCCGCUCUCUGGGCAAUCUACGGCAAGAACGAGAUCUCUUCGCUCUGCUCCCAGCUGUUGCUCAACUCGGACCUUAAAACCCUCGGCAAAACCUACAACGGCGAAGGAAUCUGUCAAGCCCUGUGCUCACUAAUCAUUUGGCUGGCCAUCCAAGGCGAAUUCAACCUCUCGCUGACCGUGCUUAAACACACCCGCGAACGAUUCCCCCGCUAUCCGCUCUCCAAGUCCUGGAUGAUUGCCGACUUCUACAUCAGCUCGAUCCAGGCCAUCUUCCGCGGCGAAUGGACCGACGCCAGCAACGCCUGCUACCAACUCUACCCGCUGGACAAGCAUCUCUCCCUGCUCCAACGAGCCCAUCUUGCCCUCGCCCGGCUCAACCCGAAAUCCGCCGACCAACUCCUCCGUCUCCUGCUCGACGACGACUCCCUGGAACCUCUAACCCGCGUACGUGCCCUCAUUCUCGUCGCUCACACCCUCACCCAAACCCCGCAAACCACCCAAAUGGAGGUGAUCAACGUCCUGAACGAAGCCCUCGUCAUCGCCAACAAAAACUACCUCGACUACGAGAAGGCCCUCAUCGAGAUGCACUUUGGCCACGUCCUGCUCACCAUGAAGCUGCCCACCCAAGCGCUCAAAUCCGUCAAAGGUUGCCUCGAGAACAUCCUCACCAACGGCGGAAUCUACGACAAGGCAAAGGUGCUGUUCCUCUUCACCAAGUGCACGGUGGCCGUCGAACAAGACGCGCCGGAAAAGCUGGCCGCGAUGGCCAAAUGUUUGCCCAUGCUGGAACAAGCCGUGCAGUACUUUACCAAGCUCGAGUGCUUCGUGAAGGUUAAGGACGUGCACGGGUACGUGGCCCGGUUCUACCAUGAGCUAGGGAUGGCCACCGAGCGGAACCAGCACGCGUACCGGUUCCGCCAGGUCGAGCAGCAGCACCCGACGGCGCGUGAGUACUUGGGGUUGUUCUUUUGAAAUACACACGGGAUUUAAAAUUAA